Messenger RNA from Nerophis ophidion (straightnose pipefish), 5261 nucleotides. Its product is annotated as potassium voltage-gated channel subfamily H member 6-like. Lineage: Eukaryota; Metazoa; Chordata; Actinopteri; Syngnathiformes; Syngnathidae. Gene Ontology annotation, biological process: regulation of ventricular cardiac muscle cell membrane repolarization; membrane repolarization during action potential; regulation of heart rate by cardiac conduction. The record is from RefSeq and is a predicted model, not a curated record. The transcript has 23 exons. Gene Ontology annotation, cellular component: membrane. The coding region runs from base 893 to 4450 and encodes 1185 amino acids. Gene Ontology annotation, molecular function: inward rectifier potassium channel activity.
GAAUACCCCGGGAGAGUCUCAUACAGGUGACGACACACCUGAUGGUAUCGUAUACUUUAACAGUGGUGAUGACACACGGUUUUUAUGAGUUAAUAUCCUCACAAAAAAAAAAUCUUGCAAAGUUUUAAUGGUUAGAAACAGCUGCCAUUUGGGGGAAUACCUCGGGAAAGUCUCAUACAGGUGUCGACACACCUGAUGGUAUCAAAAACGUUUACAGUGGUGCUGACACACGGUUUUUAUGAGUUAAUAUCCACACCAAAAAAAUAAAAAUCUGGUAAAGUUUUAAUGGUUAAAAACAGCUGCCAUUUGGGGGAAUAACUCAUAAAAACCACAGUUUUUAUGAGUUAAAAUCCUUUAAAAAAUGAAAAUCACAUUAAUUGACUUUAGUGUGCGAUACACAAAAAUAAAACACAAAAAAAGAAAACAUUGUGAUCUUAAAGUUUGUUUUGUGUAGUAAGUCAAUUCCUCCACCGGGGGGCACUGUGGGACAAUGUUGACGUUCUUCCACAUGUGGCACUGUUUUUAUUUUUGUAUUAUUAUUUUUUUACGAAAAUGAGUUUGUUUACAUGUGUUAAUCAACAAAAUAAUAUUUUUACUUUCAACCUUGAAAUAUCUUACAAUUUUUCAGUGAGGUAUUUAUGUUUAUAAUCACGUCAUUUGUUGUAUUUUGUUGUUGGAUAUUGACUUUUUACAUGACUUUGGCUGCUGGGCGGAAGUGGACCAAUCGCGUGAAAGUGGGCGUGUCCACGCCGAGGCGCGGGUCGGAGGGGUCGUGAGCGGCAGACGACAAAUCCUCCGACCUUCUUGAACGCAUCGUUUGCAAACAUCGGCUGGAAAUAUUUGAUUAAAAAAUAUAUAUAUUUUCUGCUGCCGGAGCGGAGAAGUCGGCGCCAUGCCGGUGCGGCGCGGCCACGUGGCGACGCAGAACACCUUCCUGGACACCAUCAUCCGCAAGUUCGAGGGCCAGAACCGCAAGUUCAUCAUCGCCAAUGCACAGGUGGAGAACUGCGCCAUCAUCUUCUGCAACGACGCCUUCUGCGGCCUCUGCGGCUACACCCGGGCUGAGGUGAUGCAGAAGCCGUGCACCUGUAGCUUCCUGUACGGGCCCCUCACCAACAGGCCGGCAGUGGCGCAGAUGACCAAAGCUCUCCUGGGUGCCGAGGAGAGGAAGGUGGAGAUUACUCUCUACACCAAGGAAGGUGUGUGUCUGCCCUGCCUGAUAGACGUGGUCCCUGUCAAGAACGAAGACGGCCUGGUCAUCAUGUUCAUCCUCAACUUUGACCUGGCUUCUGACCCUCGAGCCGUGGACUCAUCUCCCACCAGAGAACUGAACAGAGUCCUGAGGAUCCCCCGGCUGACUCUGGCUUGCCGGCAGCGAUUUGGCCUCCUCCUCCAGUCCUUCAGACCAGGACCUGGUGCAACGUCACAGGACACAGAGCUGGGCGGCCCGCAUGACAGUCUUCCUCCCCUGGGACACGAGUCGGUGGCUUUGGAAAAACUGUUGUCUCUCCCCGAGAGACAGCAGCUGGACGGGGAAGGAGGACUACUGCUGUGGGGCAAAGAAGACCUGCAGGUCUCGGUACCUGCUGGACCAAAAACUGAGAGCGACCAAGCGAGAAGAGAGCCAUGCCAAACAGGAACACCUCCACCUGGUCCACGUGAUCCACGUGACCCACGUGAUCCACGUGAACCAGGUGAUCCACGUGACCCAGGUGAUCCACCUGACCCACGUGAUCCACGUGACCCAGGUGGUCUACAUGACCCACGUGAUCCACAUGACCCACGUGACCCACGUGACCCAGGUGAUCCACGUGAUCCAGCCCCAGCACCACCAACUCUGACUGACCUGACCCGGACCUCCUCUCAUCCUAGUACCAGAUGUGUGAAGUUGAAACUUUCCUCCUCGGUGGACGACGUGAAGAGUGGACAUACUUCCUGGGAUAGGAAGCUGCAGAGUCGUCACACCUGCACAGCGGGGUCAGCCACCAGCAGGAAGAGCAGUGCGCCAGCCGGGACUCUGGACUCCUAUGAGGACUCGUGGGGGUACGGCAACCAGCAGGUAAGCCACAGUUUACUGGACGCCAAGACGGCCGCUUUUGUGACGCUUCCUCCGGGGGAAAUCAGACCUCCGGGCAAACUGAUGGGCAGAACCCACCAUGUCACCGAGAAAGUAACCCAAGUCUUAUCACUGGGUGCCGACGUGUUACCGGAGUACAAGUUGCAGACCCCCAGGAUCCAGAAGUGGACCAUCCUACACUACAGUCCCUUCAAAGCCGUGUGGGACUGGGUCAUCCUGCUGCUGGUCAUAUACACCGCCAUCUUCACGCCUUACUCCGCCACCUUCCUCCUCAGCGACCAGGAGGAGGCGGCCAUGCGAGCUUGCGGUUAUUCCUGUUCCCCGCUCAACGUGGUGGAUCUCAUCGUGGACAUCAUGUUCAUCGUGGACAUCGGCAUCAACUUCCGCACCACCUACGUCAACUCCAAUGAGGAGGUGGUCAGCCAGUCCUCGCGUAUCGCAGUGCAUUACUUCAAGGGCUGGUUCCUCAUCGACAUGGUGGCUGCUAUUCCCUUUGACCUCCUCAUCUACCGCACCGGAGAGGAGGUGGCUAGGGGAGGUGGAGAGGGAGAGACAACCACCCUGAUUGGCCUUUUGAAGACAGCUCGGUUACUACGAUUGGUCCGCGUAGCCCGGAAGUUGGAUCGUUACUCAGAGUACGGCGCGGCUGUGCUUUUCCUCCUUAUGUGCACCUUUGCACUCAUCGCCCACUGGCUUGCCUGCAUCUGGUAUGCCAUAGGAAACGUAGAGCGGUUAACCUCUGCUGGGAUCGGUUGGUUGGACACUCUGGCGGACCAGCUGGGAAGGCCUUACAAUAACUCCGUCAUGGGGUCAGGUCCCUCCAUACGAGAUAAAUAUGUCACAGCUCUUUAUUUUACCUUCAGUAGCCUGACCAGCGUGGGCUUUGGGAACGUGUCCCCAAACACCAACUCCGAGAAGAUCUUCUCGAUCUGCGUCAUGCUUAUUGGGGCUCUGAUGUAUGCUAGUAUAUUUGGCAACGUGUCGGCUAUCAUCCAGCGGCUGUACUCGGGUACCGCACGCUACCACACUCAGAUGAUGAGAGUCCGGGAGUUCAUCCGUUUCCAUCAGAUUCCCAACCCUUUGAGACAGCGGCUUGAAGAAUACUUCCAACAUGCUUGGUCCUACACUAACGGCAUCGACAUGAAUGCAGUUCUAAAAGGCUUUCCAGAGUGUCUCCAGGCAGAUAUUUGUCUCCACCUCAACAGAACUCUGUUGCAGAACUGUAAAGCUUUCAAAGGGUCUACGAAGGGCUGCCUGAGGGCCCUUGCCAUGAGGUUCAAGACCACUCACGCGCCACCCGGUGAUACUCUGGUGCACGCCGGGGACCUGAUAUCAGCGUUGUACUUCAUCUCAAGAGGAUCCAUCGAGAUCGUGAGAGGGGACGUGGUGCUCGCUAUUCUCGGAAAGAAUGAUAUCUUUGGGGAGCCAAUCAACCUUUUCGCCCUGCCGGGGAAGUCCAGUGCGGACGUGAGAGCGCUGACCUACUGCGAUCUGCACAAGAUGCACCGGGAUGACAUGCUGGAGGUUUUGGACAUGUAUCCCGAAUUUAGCGAGUAUUUCUGGUCCAACUUGGAGAUCACCUUCAACCUCAGAGACGUGCAUAGUGAACCUGCAGUCCUGCUGAACGGAGAAGAAUCCAACUGGAAGCCCAGACUCUGCUCCACCCGUUCAGGUGAACCGCUCAGAGCUGCGAACAGGUGCAGUCCGAGUCAGUGCCGGUGGGAGAACAGUGACCGACACAAACCCGCAAUAUCGAGUCCCGGGUUCUCCAGCGAGGACGAGGCAGAAGAUUCUGCGCUGACCAGCUCAGUUCAGAAUUCCAUGGUGGACUCCACGACCGCAAGAACCAGGAAAUGUCCUGGGACUGACCGCGGAGACAAAGUCUGUCAUUAUCUGACAGAUGCCCUCUCGGGAGUCGCCAACAUCUUCUCCUUCUGGGGACCGGAAGGUGGAGAAGAGCAACGCUACCAAGAGGUCCCCUGCUCCCACGGGCGAAUCUCACCGCCUCCUCAGCUUCACUUGGAUCUGGCUUCGGAGGAGGAGCCUUCCCACCGCUUCAAAGAUUCCAGCCCUCCUCCUGGUGUUCCUCGGACACAGCAAAAAGUGCUGGAAAACAGAUUGGAGACCAUGCAGAAACAGAUCAGCAGGUUGGAGUUCCGCCUGUCGGCAGACAUCAGGCUCAUCAUGCAGCUGCUUCAGAGGCACAUGUCAACAGCCCCGCCCCCUGACGACACGUCGCCGUCAACAGCCCCGCCCACUGGACCAUCACAGGAUGAUGUCACCACACAGGAUGAUGUCACCACACAGGAUGAUGUCACAACACAGGAUGAUGUCACCACACAGGAUGACGUCACCACACAACAGCAAACAUGACUUCCUUCUUCUCGCCAUCGUCCUCUAAUGCUACACUAUCUUCACCACCACAACAAUAACAAUAACGGCGACAGCAAAAAAAACAACACACACAUAAAAACUCACCUAAACAAACAAACAAACACACAUCUAAACAAACAGACACACAAACAAAUACAACAAACACACACAAAAACACCUAAACUAACACACACACAAAAACACACACCUAAACAAACAAAAACACACAAAAACACAUACCUAACCAAACAAACACACAUCUAAACAAACAAACAAACAAACAAACAAACACACAUCCAAACAAACAAAAAAACACAUUUAAACACAAACAAACACGAACAAACUCAAAUAAACAAACACCUAAACAAACACACACACAUACACACACCUAAACAAACAAACAUACAGAAACACACACCUAAACGAACAAACACCCACACCUAAACAAACAAACAAACAAACAAACAAACAAACACACAUCUAAAUACAAACAAACAAACACCUAAGCAAACAAACACAGACACACACAAACACAAACAAACACACAUCUAAAUACAAACAAACACAAACAGACAAACACCUAAACAAACAAACAAAUACACAUCCAAACAAAUAAACUUACAUCUAAACAAACAAAAAACAUGUCUAAACACAAACAAAUACAAACAAACACAAAUAAACAAACACUUAAACAAAAAAACACACACCUUAAAAAACACACGAAAACACACACACAGAAACAAACACACACACCUAAACAAAAAAGACACAUCUAAAUACAAACAAACACAAACAAACAAACACUUAAACA